Molecule: messenger RNA, 1260 nt
Organism: Striga hermonthica
Lineage: Eukaryota; Viridiplantae; Streptophyta; Magnoliopsida; Lamiales; Orobanchaceae
Source: the annotation of a GenBank genome assembly
AUGAGGAAGGGAAAUCUGAGCAUGAGGGAAUUCCUCAACAAAAUGAAAAGCUGCUUUGAUAUGCUAGCCUCUAUUGGAGCAAAAGUAGCAGAUAAAGAUCAGAUCCUCCACAUCAUCUUAGCUCUUGGAACAGAAUAUGACCCUGUCAUGAUAACUGUAACCUCAAGAAUGGACACUUGGUCAGUUAUGGAUGUUCAAGCUUUACUCCUAAGCUAUGAGUCUAGACUUGAGUCCACUGGAGCUAUCAACCUCAACAAUGGAUCUGGUAACAUCAAUCAAGAUGGAUCUCAACCUUCCUUGAAUCUGGCUCAGAAUCCAUCAAGAGCAGUUCUUGAUAAGAGGGAGAGUUCGAGUUCUGCACCUGAUGAUGUUGGUCAUGAUGUUUCUGGCCCAAUUGAUGUGCCAGAGAGCUACAAGUUAGCUCGGGAUAGAGUGAGGCGUACCAAUAUACAAGCUCCGAUUGGCUACAAGCGUUGUGAUGUUGAUUGUUGUGUUUACACUAAGAGCCUUGGUGAUGGUUCUAUGAUUUUUCUGUUACUUUAUGUUGAUGACAUGCUUAUUGCUGCCAAGAAUAUGCGUGAUAUUAUUGAUCUGAAAAGCCUUUUGAGUCAGGAAUUUGAGAUGAAGGAUUUGGGGGCUGCGAAGAAGAUUCUUGGGAUGGAGAUUCACAGGGAUAGAGGAUCAAAUAAGCUGUGGUUAUCUCAUAAGGGUUAUGUGGAGAAGGUGCUACAGAGGUUUGGGAUGAAUGAAGCAAAACCGGUGAGCACUCCAUUAGCAAACCACUUCAAGCUUUCUGUUGAUCAGUGUCCCAAGUCGGACAAGGAGACUCAGGAUAUGGUGGAAGUACCUUAUGCCAGUGCUGUUGGAUGUCUGAUGUAUGCCAUGGUAUGUACUCGUCCUGAUUUAGCUCAUGCUGUUGGUCAAGUUUGCAAGUAUAUGUCUAGGCCGGGUAAACAGCAUUGGGAGGCAGUCAAAUGGAUUUUCAGAUAUUUGAAAGGUACUGCGGGAUAUGGUAUUGUGUUUGGAGAUCAGCGGUUGGAUCCUUUGGUUGUAGGAUAUGUGGAUUCUGAUUAUGCUGGGGACUUGGAUAAUAGGAGAUCUACUACUGGGGCUCGACAUGAAGAGAUGGGCACGGUGGAGCUCCAUCGGGUCUACUCCGUGCUCGAUGAACGACGAUGGCAACAUCAGCGGGGAGGAGCUCUCGGGAUAUGCCUGUCGGAGGAGAAGUUGCAGUCGAUGAUUGGAAAAUGGAAAGAUUGA